This is a messenger RNA of Rotaria sordida, 1107 nucleotides long. Lineage: Eukaryota; Metazoa; Rotifera; Eurotatoria; Philodinida; Philodinidae. The record is from the annotation of a GenBank genome assembly.
AUGACAAACGUUUACAAGAUUGAAAAUCUUGAAGAUCUUUUACAAUGUGCAAUUUGUCUUGAUCGAUUUCGAAUACCAAAAGUUCUUUCUUGUCAACAUACAUUUUGUUUAACAUGUUUACAAAGAACAUACAAUACUCAACAUCGAACAUUAACUUGUCCGACAUGUCGAAAAGUAAUGAAUUUAAUACAAGGUCCUGAUGAAUUACCUAGUAAUCUUUUAUUAAUCAAUUUAAUGGAUGUUCAACCUGUAAAAGCAAAAUGUCCAUGUUGUCAGAAAGUAGAAAAAUUAACUAUAUGUGAACAUUGUAAUUGCACAAAGUGUACUGAUUGCAAUGAAAAACAUAUUAAUGAGAUUAGACAAUCAACAAAAACAAAACUUGAUGAAUUACAAAAUACAAGUCAAAAUGAUUUAAAAGUGUCAAUUCAUGAUGCUUUUAAAAAUAUAAGAAAUGAAAUAUAUAAUCAAUUUCAAAGUAUUAGACAACAACACGAUUCCAUGCUUUUAACAAAACAAAUGGAUAUAUUGAAACAACUUGAUACCCAUGAACAAACUUUAUUAGUACAUGUUGAAAAUGAUCUUCAACCUCUUGAACAAUCUAAACUUGAAUUAAUUGGAAAAAAUUAUCAUCUCGAAAGUAAAAAUGAACCUGAAUUAAUCAAUUUAUUAACAAAAGUGUCUGAUAUUCAAUCUCGUCUAGCUGAUAAACUUGUCGAACAUCGAACAUAUUUAAAUUCCAUUGAAAUAUCUUUACAAUAUGAUCAAGAUCGACUUGAUCAAAUUAAUAAAAUGUGUAAUAAUAUUCAAUUAAAUAUCACCAAUACAAAUGAUGAUAAAUCUAAUCAACAAACUAAAUUAUCUAUUCCAUCUGAACAAAUCUAUAUAACAUUACGAACAUUUCUUAAUCAAGAAUAUAAAUGUCGAAUAUCAUUAGAUAAGACAAUAUAUGAAUUAAAACAAAUUUUUGGUAAACAAGAAAAUCUUAAUCCAAAUCAUAUAACAUUAACAAAAUCUGGUAAUUAUUUUGAUCAACUUGAUGAUAAACGAACAUUAAAAUCUUAUGAUUGUGAUGCAACAACGAUUCUUAUGAUUUGUAUUCGAAAAUGA